This is a messenger RNA of Mugil cephalus (flathead mullet), 1394 nucleotides long. RefSeq names its product alanine--glyoxylate and serine--pyruvate aminotransferase a (gene agxta). The transcript has 11 exons. Gene Ontology annotation, molecular function: L-alanine:glyoxylate transaminase activity; L-serine:pyruvate transaminase activity. Lineage: Eukaryota; Metazoa; Chordata; Actinopteri; Mugiliformes; Mugilidae. Gene Ontology annotation, cellular component: peroxisome. The record is from RefSeq and is a predicted model, not a curated record. Bases 146 to 1321 code for a protein of 391 amino acids.
GUGUUGACAGAAAAUGUUGUGACAGACCUCUGACCUGAGGACCUCACUGGUCAGACGGAGGGGUGUGCUCAGUCGAGGCGUUGCUGCGUCGGCUUCCACUGGGUGUUUGGGGGACUUUUACUUUGCUUGUAGCACUUAAGGAAACAUGUCGCUCAUCUCUGUACCACCACCAAAAUGUCUGAAGAAACCUAUGAAUGUCCCUCACCGAUACAUGUUCGGACCGGGACCUUCCAACGCCCCUCAACGCAUCUUGGAGGCCGGCGCCAAUCCGGUCAUUGGGCACAUGCACCCGGAGAUCUUUGAGAUAAUGAAUGACAUCAAAAGUGGGAUCCAGUACAUAUUCCAGACCCGAAACGCAAUGACUUUUGCCGUGAGUGGCACCGGCCACUCAGCUAUGGAGUGUGCCAUCUUCAACGCAGUGGAGCCUGGGGACACGGUGCUGGCAGCGGUGAACGGUAUCUGGGGAGAGCGAGCAGCAGACAUGGCCGAAAGGAUAGGUGCCAAAGUACACACUAUAGUGGCGCCUCCUGGUGGCUUCUUCACCAACGCAGACAUUGAGAAGGCUUUAUCAAAACACAGGCCUGUGCUCUUCUUCCUUGCACAUGGAGAAUCCUCCACGGGAGUCCUGCACCCUUUAGAUGGCAUCGGACAGCUCUGCCAUAAGUAUAACUGCCUGUUUCUUGUCGACUCUGUGGCUUCACUGGGAGGAGCCCCUGUUUAUAUGGACAAACAAGAGAUAGACAUCCUCUAUACAGGCUCCCAAAAGGUCCUGAAUGCUCCUCCGGGCACAGCACCAAUUUCCUUCAAUGAGAGAGCCUGCCGAAAAAUAUUCAGCCGAAGAACAAAGCCUGUGUCGUUCUUCUUGGAUUUGAGCUGGCUCGCAAACUACUGGGGAUGUGACGGCAAGCCGUCGAGAGCAUAUCACCACACAGGUCCAGUCACCGCUUUUUACUGCCUGAGGGAGAGUUUGGCUGUUCUGGCAGAAGAGGGUCUGGAGAACUCAUGGGAAAGACAUCAAAACGUGGCAGAGUAUUUCCAUGCGGGGCUGGAGAGCAUGGGCCUAAAACUUUUUGUCAAAGAGAAACAAGCAAGACUGCCUACAGUGACCACAAUUGUUGCUCCUCAUGGAUACGACUGGAAAGAGAUCACAAGCUACAUUAUGAAAACACAUAAUUUAGAGAUUUCUGGAGGACUCGGACCCUCAGUUGGAUUGGUGCUGCGAGUGGGACUGAUGGGGUGUAACAGCAGCAGGGCUAACGUUGAUAUGGUGCUGGCAACACUGACAGAUGCCCUGAAACACUGCCACAAGAGUAAAGUCUAGCACGCUUCGGUUUGAUGCUGUGAAGAGGUUUCUGAUCCAGUGUUGCUGUUAUAAUAAAAACACAUAAAUUGUG